ACUCAGGAGGGAGACAACCCAAUCGCAGCGGUUCCAUAGAGGGCGAGAGACUACAAUUUCCCUGCAUCGACUGUCCCCACAACCAAUAGGGAAAGAUGGCUCGGGAUAUGUCAGACAUUGACAUCCUUAAGAUGGAGCUGGAACAGCUGAAGAAAGAGGUCUCAACGCCCAGGGAGCCUGUGUCCAAGACAUCCAAGGACAUCAUGGACUGGUGUGAGGCUGCGUCUGGUACCGACCUCCUGAUAACAGGAGUACCAGAUGAUAAGAACCCCUACAAGCCUGAGAAGGGAGGCUGCAUAAUCACCUAGCACACAGGGACACAGGGAAAAACAUCAGAUGUAUUUGUCAGUUUCAGCCUUUUCAGCACUGUAAAGAGUGGUACAUAGCUGCAGUAAGUUAGCCAUGUGUUCCCACGUGACUACCCACACGAGAGACUUCCACUAGGUUAGCCAGUUUUGGACAACACAACAUUGCACACUGACUGGGAUACGCAAAGGUCACCUCAGGAGGAGAUUUAUCCGGGGACAGUUCAGGGGAUAGGAGGGAUCAUUUGGUUACGAUGGUGUCCUUCCGUUCUCUUUGACGAUCUAUGACCCUAACCUCCUCACCUGUCAGUUAUCUCUGGCGGUUCGAGAGCUUCCAAACAGGCUCCGGAAUGUUCCAAGUGCACCCACUGACCUGGUUUUGUUUGGCUUGUAAAUAAAGUGUAUCCACUACAGCAGUU
Messenger RNA from Oncorhynchus nerka (sockeye salmon), 724 nucleotides. RefSeq names its product guanine nucleotide binding protein (G protein), gamma transducing activity polypeptide 2a (gene gngt2a). Gene Ontology annotation, molecular function: G-protein beta-subunit binding. Gene Ontology annotation, biological process: G protein-coupled receptor signaling pathway. The coding region runs from base 96 to 308 and encodes 70 amino acids. The record is from RefSeq and is a predicted model, not a curated record. Gene Ontology annotation, cellular component: heterotrimeric G-protein complex. The transcript is spliced from 3 exons. Lineage: Eukaryota; Metazoa; Chordata; Actinopteri; Salmoniformes; Salmonidae.